CUGACUACACUGCCAAGUUAAUGCAUCUCUUUGGCCUUUGUUUUUAACGGUCGCUGUUUGAACUGUUGGAAUGUUCCCGCGAGUCGGUCCGCGCGAGGAAACCGUUAAAGUAGAGUUGGACAAGUGAGAGUCUUGAAAGGAUCCUGUUAGCGCUAGUUGCUGGUUGAUUUGAGGUAGAGCAAUGGCAGGACUGGAUUUUACAGACCAAGAUGUUCGAGAGCAAUUGGACUUGUUGGGCUAUCGCAACGUCCCGGAGCAUCAACUUCGAGAGUUCAGAAAAGAUCUGGAGGAACUGAUCAGGCAUGAACGUUCAAAGAGUCAAAGCUCUGGUAAAGCCAGUGAUACUGUGGAGUCAUACGGUAGUAUAACAUCGUCAAACUGUGCUUCACAGGUGAGAAAUGAUUCCUUACAUCAACAUCACUUUGCAGCACCACAAAAUACAAUUCAACAUGAGUUGACCUCAGAAAAAGAGAAUCAGUUGCAGUCAUCACAUAGAAUCGGGAUUGGUGGUCAUUUUUAUGGUCAUCCUAAUGAAUUUCAUCACUGUGAUGCAUAUAGCAGAUUCUCAGUAGCCUCAAAUCCAUUUAGAUGUACAUCAGCACCAACUAGGCUGUUUCUUCAGAACAUUCCAAAUCGGGAGAGUUAUGACAGUCAAGUGCAGUCUGAGAUCAGCACAAGCAGCCCUGAAGCGCCCUGUGAAAGCAAGAGAAAACCAGUUAUCCGGAGAAAAGUAUUACGGAAGAAGAAUGGACAAAUGCAUGUUUGUGAUGAAUCAGUCAUCAGUGAGACUGACUCUGAUGAAGUCAGUGAAUUGGAACAAAGAUUCAGCAAAUUUCAAACUUUCAGCAACGAAGCAGAGUCUGAUACACAAACUGAAGAAUUGGGCAACAGACCUGGAAGCAUAACUGGAAGACGACCAAAUUCUGCCCAACCAUUCUUCACAAGAGAUCUGUGGAACUGUGGGCCCGGAGGAAAUGAGGGUUAUAGUUCUGUUUCAAACCAACCAAAGUCAUUUAUUAGACCAUUAAUGGAUCAUCCUCACACAAGAAACAUAAAGAAAAGUGAUCCUGUAGCAAAGUAUUUUGAAUAUAAGCAAAACUGGGAAACUUUCAAAGCUCCUGGAGAAAAAGAUAGGAAAGAACUGCGAUGGGGGAUAAGGGAACAAAUGCUUUAUAAGAACCAACUACCUCCGAAAUCUCAGCACAGCUAUGUUCCAAAUGACUACAUUAUACCAACAGAGAAGAAACGAUCUGCAUUGCGAUGGCAAAUUAGACAUGAACUAGCAACUGGAACCAUUCCACAGAAGUUUUUCUGCCCUUUAUAGCCAGUUUAACUGUUUAUAUAAAUCACGUUCUUUUGUAAUUGACUAACAGCAUGAAUUGUGCGAUGAAGUCAUAGAUUUUAUUGUUUCAUAAAAAUAAAAGUCCUUUUUUUAUAAACUUGUUUACUGCAUAAAUUCUUAAGGGAAGUCUUUGUAAGGUAGUUUGAAUGGAUAGAGGGGUGAGAAUCUGGUAUUGUGCCAUAGCAGUUUCUUCUCAAGAAAAUUGACUGCAUCCAGUGUAAGAACCAAGGUGUCGUAUUUCAGCAUACUGUGAACAUUCAGGCCUGGAAAACACAAUAGAGCAGAAUUUCAGAACGCCCAGUAAAAUCCAACUAAUAUGGAAGCAGCUUUCCAUCAAUCCUCAACACUGCUUCAAUUGUGUUUAUGAUAGUUUUUAAUCUUCUAUUACAGACCUUGUACAGCUGUCAUUCAUCCCAACAAAUUCUGCCACAAUCCCUGAGCUGUAGUCACUAUACAUGAUUCUUUCCGAGGAAUCCUUAUUUGCAUGCAAGCCUUGAAAAGCUAUUUGAUAGCAGGAUUGCAGGCGCCAAAUGUAAUUCAAGGAUUAAGAAUAUAUCUGUAUGACUUGGCUACAAUUUGAAUAAAUGAAUUGGUCCGAUAAAAGAA
Messenger RNA from Stegostoma tigrinum, 1948 nucleotides. It is a transcript of the gene hyls1, whose product is annotated as HYLS1 centriolar and ciliogenesis associated. The coding region runs from base 182 to 1324 and encodes 380 amino acids. The transcript is spliced from 12 exons. The record is from RefSeq and is a predicted model, not a curated record. Lineage: Eukaryota; Metazoa; Chordata; Chondrichthyes; Orectolobiformes; Stegostomatidae. Gene Ontology annotation, cellular component: centriole; non-motile cilium. Gene Ontology annotation, biological process: cilium assembly.